Messenger RNA from Triplophysa dalaica, 896 nucleotides. RefSeq lists its product as uncharacterized. The coding region runs from base 74 to 847 and encodes 257 amino acids. Lineage: Eukaryota; Metazoa; Chordata; Actinopteri; Cypriniformes; Nemacheilidae. The transcript is spliced from 5 exons. The record is from RefSeq and is a predicted model, not a curated record.
UGAGCCAUCCACCCUGAGGUUAUUCCUAUAUUUACCUGAAGGCCAUGGCACCCAUGCAUUCUACACAAAGGACAUGAAGGUCAUUGUCAGCACAGGACGGCUCUGCACCGUCACAGUCAAUAUGUGUGCGUGUGAACCAGAAACGUGCACUCUGCUAAGGUAUGGGCUCUGGCCAGCAACAGCCGACAAGCAUCAGACAGCCUUCUCCAUCCCUCUGCUAGAGCUUUUUGUUUGUCUGUCACUGGAGUGUCAGGUUUCUGUUGAGGGUUUUUGCAACACCCUGCGCUGGAAAAAUAACCUUACACUUGCAGAGGUUAACGCACUUUACAGAGCCCUGGUGGGAGAAUCCAUAUCUCAUUUUAGGCAUCACCACUUCCGAAAAAUAAGUUUGGUAGAUGUUUGCCCACAAUUAGGUGAUGGGACCACAUGUCCAGCAUGUCCAAAGGCGGAUGGAGAUGUGAUAGUGACAUUGGAUGCCAACUUUGGCCUUGUGAGAAAGCAAAGCUCAGGGACAAGUGCGGUUGAGCCAUUACAUGGAACCCGCAUGUUUGUUAGUGAAAAGGAUGUAGAGGAAUACCUGCUAUCACAUCUUGACAGCUCAAAGCCUCACGAGGACUGCAGUAACUUCAAGGCUGGCAACGUGCUGAGGUCACCGCAACAAGCUAAGAAACUUGAUGUUACAGGAGUGUUUGGAGCCUCCUGUCGUCAUGAAAUGCCCCUAAUGUUUGUCAACAUGAGCCAAGGAGAACGGCAAGUCUAUGCCACAGUAGUGAUAAUUCUCCUGUUUUAUUCUACUUAUUCAAAAACAUUUUUGAAUAGCUUGACCCUAGCAUUAGCCAUAUUUUAAUUUUAUAUGUCACCAAAUAUGAACCUCACAGAAUGUAAAUGGGGGAUUC